CCCCCCCUUUCUCUUCCAUCUCUCACCCCCAAUCCAAUCCCUCUCCUUAAAAACUAGGGUUUCCCCUUUCUCUCUCUUCCCCAAUUUUGGAGGACUGAAAACCAGAACCCCCAUAAUCGGAGGGCUCGUUGGGGUCGGGUUUUUUUGUAAGGGGCUGUGGUUUUUGAGGUUAGGGCUUUUGAGAGAUGUGGGAUGCUUCAGGCAUUGAUGAAUUUUCUCUCUCUGUGCUGGAAGCCAGUCGGGCAUGCUGGUGAGAGACUCGAUUCCGUCGGUGGUAGUGUUGUCACUGGGAGUUUGGGAGCUGGAAGAGACGGCAAAGAUGGAUUGCUUUGGUUCCGUGAUAUUGGCAAAUACGCUUGGGGAGACUUUUCCAUGGCUGUGGUCCAGGCUAACCAAGUGCUUGAAGACCAGAGCCAGAUUGAGUCUGGGGCUUUUGGGACCUUCGUGGGUGUCUAUGAUGGCCAUGGAGGCCCAGAGGCCGCUCGAUAUGUUUGUGACAAUUUGUUUAGGAAUUUUCAAGCAAUAUCAGCUGAGGCACAGGGAGUCGUGACGACCGAGACCAUUGAAAGAGCAUUUAGCCGAACAGAGGAAGGGUUUACUGCCCUUGUUUCUGAGCUAUGGAGUAGUAGACCCAACAUGGCAACUGUUGGGUCCUGCUGUCUAGUUGGAUUAAUAUGUCAGCGAACACUCUUUGUGGCGAGCUUAGGAGAUUCCCGUGUUGUGUUGGGAAAGAAAGUGGGCAAUACUGGGGUAGUUGCUGCCAUACAAUUAUCAACAGAACACAAUGCAAAUGUUGAGGAAAUUAGGCAUGAAUUGAGGGAGUUGCAUCCAAAUGAUCCUCAAAUUGUUGUCUUAAAGCAUGGAGUUUGGAGAGUUAAAGGCAUCAUUCAGGUUUCUAGAUCUAUAGGGGAUGUAUAUAUGAAACAUGCACAGUAUAACAGGGAGCCAAUUAAUGCAAAAUUCAGGCUUCCUGAACCAAUGAACAUGCCUAUCUUGACUGCCAAUCCAACUAUACUUUCUCAUCCUCUCCAUCCAAACGAUUCUUUCCUUAUAUUUGCAUCUGAUGGUCUAUGGGAACACUUGAGUAAUGAAAAAGCUGUUGAAAUUGUCCACAAACAUCCACGUGCAGGAAGUGCCAAAAGACUUGUCAAGGCUGCUCUACAAGAAGCGGCAAGAAAACGAGAAAUGCGAUAUUCAGAUCUCCGGAAAAUUGACAAGAAAGUUCGGCGCCAUUUUCAUGACGACAUAACUGUGAUUGUUUUGUUCUUAAACCAUGACAUUAUAUCCAGAGGCGUUCCACAAGAUCAUCAACUCUCAAUUCGAAGUGCUCUUGAUCACUAAAUUUGUUUGGUUAAAUGUUCACCAAACAUUUUGGCCUGUUUGCGGAAGAGCUGCCAAGAGAGGUGGAUGCAGUGUGGAUGCAGUGCGGCGGGACCAAAUAGCCAAACUGCAUGGCCGAUGGCUAAACUUUAUUUGUGGCCCUAGACGAGAUAGAAGGAUUAGGGCCUUUCAAUUAUGUAAUAUUUUUCUAUCAGCGUAAUAUUUAUUACUUUAUGUUAACAAAUAUUUUAAUCAAGUUUUCGCUUAGUAUUUAAGUUUGACUUGAAGAUGGCCCUUAUGGCGUUUACACACAUUGAAAAGCUGUUGAUAAUUAUUAUUUUUUGUUUUAUUUUAUAAUUGUCGAUAAUUUGUUUUUGUAUGAAAUAUUGAAGAGUGUAAUGCCCGUUAUAUUAUUGAAGAGGAGAAGUUUAGAUGAA
Messenger RNA from Ziziphus jujuba (common jujube), 1757 nucleotides. RefSeq names its product probable protein phosphatase 2C 42. Gene Ontology annotation, biological process: protein dephosphorylation. Bases 193 to 1341 code for a protein of 382 amino acids. The transcript has 4 exons. The record is from RefSeq and is a predicted model, not a curated record. Gene Ontology annotation, molecular function: protein serine/threonine phosphatase activity; cation binding. Lineage: Eukaryota; Viridiplantae; Streptophyta; Magnoliopsida; Rosales; Rhamnaceae.